GAUAACAACUCCAGUUCCAGAAUUUCCACUCCAAGCUGACAUUGCUUUUCUGUUGGAUGGCUCUGGAAGUGUAUCUGUUGAAGAUUUUAGGAGAAUGAAAGAUUUUGUGAAAGGGUUGAUUAGAUCCUUCCUGGGAAAAGAUACACAGUUUGCCAUCACCCAGUAUUCCAGUUCUACAGUAACACAUUAUUACUUUAAUUCUUUUAAAAAAAACGAGGCUGACUUGGAAACUCAAAUUAACACAAUCCAUCAAUUAUUUAGAGGAACAAACACCGCUGCAGCCAUCAGAGAAGUGGUGGAUGAUGUUUUCUCGCCUCUAAAAGGUUCCAGGUCAAAUGUGAAAAAGAUUUUGAUCAUUAUCACAGAUGGGGAGUCUCAUGAUCACACAAAUUUGCCAAGCGCAAUAAAUUCAGCUGAUAAUAAAAAGAUUGCUCGAUUUGCUAUUGGGGUGGGAGAUGCAUUCUCGACACCCAGAGCAACACAAGAGCUCAGAAUGAUUGCAUCUCAACCUGCUGAAAAUUUUGUGUUUAAAGUGGGAAGUUUUGAUGCUCUUGACAAAAUACGAGACAGCUUGCAGGACAACAUUUUUUCAAUUGAAGGUGGAAUAUCAACUGAGAAAACUGGUCAGAUAACAACUCAGAAAUCAGAGGUGAUAACAACUCCAGUUACAGAAUUUCCACUCCAAGCUGACAUUGCUUUUCUGUUGGAUGGCUCUGGCAGUGUAUCUGGUGAAGAUUUUAGGAGAAUGAAAGAUUUUGUGAAAGGGUUGAUUAGAUCCUUCCUGGGAAAAGAUACACAGUUUGCCAUCACCCAGUAUUCCAGUUCUACAGUAACACAUUAUUACUUUAAUUCUUUUAAAAAAAACGAGGCUGACUUGGAAACUCAAAUUAACACAAUCCAUCAAUUAUUUAGAGGAACAAACACCGCUGCAGCCAUCAGAGAAGUGGUGGAUGACGUCUUUUCACCUCAAAAAGGUUCCAGGUCAAAUGUGAAAAAGAUUUUGAUCGUUAUCACAGAUGGGGAGUCUCAUGAUCACAGAAAUUUGCUAAGCGCAAUAAAUUCAGCUGAUAAUAAAAAGAUUGCUCGAUUUGCUAUUGGGGUGGGAAAUGCAUUCUCAAGCUACAGUGCAACACAAGAGCUCAGAACGAUUGCAUCUCAACCUGCUGAAAAUUUUGUGUUUAAAGUGGGAAGUUUUGAUGCUCUUGACAAAAUACGAGACAGCUUGCAGGACAACAUUUUUUCAAUUGAAGGUGGAAUAUCAACUGAGAAAACUGGUCAGAUAACAACUCAGAAAUCAGAGGUAAUAACAACUCCAGUUACAGAAUUUCCACUCCAAGCUGACAUUGCUUUCCUGUUGGAUGGCUCUGGAAGUGUAUCUAGUGAAGAUUUUAGAAGAAUGAAAGAUUUUGUGAAAGGGCUGAUUAGAUCCUUCCUGGGAAAAGAUACACAGUUUGCCAUUACCCAGUAUUCCCGUUCUACAGUAACACAUUAUUACUUUAAUUCUUUUAAAAAAAACGAGGAUGACUUGGAACCGCAAAUUAAAACAAUCCGUCAAUUAAUGGGAGGAACAUACACCGCUGCAGCCAUCAGAGAAGUGGUGGAUGAUGUCUUCUCGCCUCUAAGAGGUUCCAGGUCAAAUGUGAGAAAGAUUUUGAUCGUUAUCACAGAUGGGGAGUCUCAGGAUCGCAUAAAUUUGCAAAGCGCAAUAAAUUCAGCUAAUAAUAAAAAGAUUGCUCGAUUUGCUAUUGGGGUAAGCUGCAUGUAUUAACUCUUUUUCAACUGCAUGUUGACAUUUAUGCUUUUUGUGUGUUGUAAAAAAAACACAUUGCUGAUUUAACAAUGCAAAAAGCUUUGGUAUUAGAUUUGUUAUUAGAGAUUAACUGUAUUGUUAGACCAUCAUUGGUAAACUGUAAUUGUCAAGGAAGUUGUAAACAUAAAAAUACGAUUCCUUUUA
Molecule: messenger RNA, 1954 nt
Organism: Fundulus heteroclitus (mummichog)
Lineage: Eukaryota; Metazoa; Chordata; Actinopteri; Cyprinodontiformes; Fundulidae
Product: collagen alpha-6(VI) chain
Exons: 18
Coding region: 95-1768 (557 amino acids)
Source: RefSeq, a predicted model, not a curated record